This is a messenger RNA of Megalops cyprinoides (Indo-Pacific tarpon), 2390 nucleotides long. RefSeq names its product Kruppel-like factor 2b (gene klf2b). Gene Ontology annotation, biological process: regulation of transcription by RNA polymerase II. Bases 367 to 1566 code for a protein of 399 amino acids. Lineage: Eukaryota; Metazoa; Chordata; Actinopteri; Elopiformes; Megalopidae. Gene Ontology annotation, molecular function: DNA-binding transcription factor activity, RNA polymerase II-specific; RNA polymerase II cis-regulatory region sequence-specific DNA binding. The transcript is spliced from 3 exons. The record is from RefSeq and is a predicted model, not a curated record.
CAUACGAACGAGAGAGACUCGAGAACAGACGGAAGCACUCACUGCCGAAGCAACUUUAUAUACCAGGGCUAAAUUUAGGGUCGAGUGGUGCGCUACGUCCAUCCUGAACGAAUUUCCUCCGCCUCGGCAAUUGGUCCAGCUAUUCAGCUGCAAUAUUUAUAAGGUACGAACUCCUACCAAUCAAACUUGCUUAUGACUUUGAAACACUACUUCAUAGGAGAACACAACUCUUAGCUUUACAACUUUUUAGAGUUUUUCGAGAGGAGCGAGGUGGACCGUAAAGCAUACAUGCAAAUAUUUACAUAGACACAGAGAACGUUUAGUGUACUUUACGAAACAUUUCGCCUGCUUCGACAACGUGUGGAAAUGGCCUUAAGCGAGACCAUUUUGCCAUCAAUUUCUACAUUUGCGAACCAAAAGGAGAAAAGUUGGGAAAACAGGUGGAGAGGAGGCAUGGAUAAGCCUGUGCACUCCAGCUGUUCCAUGCUUGAUAUCGUACAGAACGCAGACAACUGUCUGGGCAGGAAGGACGACGAGGACCUCAGCAAUUACCUGGAUCUAGAGUUUAUUCUCUCGAACACCACUGGCUCGGAUUGCAUCGCAACGCUCGGCGCAGGCGGGGAGUACCCACUGGCCUCUGUAGACCCAGUCAACCUGUACCAGGCGGGGAACACCCCGGCCGCCUACACCAUGCCCGAACACAACAGUCCUCCCCCGCCGUACAGCACCAGUCUAAUGGCGGAGCUGUUGAGGUCGGAGGUUGACAACAAUUACUGCGUGCCCAGCAACAACGGCAACACCAUUCAGGGGAGGUUUCUCGUCAGCUCCUCGGCUUUCCCAAGACAGGAGUAUGUAGACAACAUCAAAGUUGAGCCGCCAAUGGACGGCUACGGACCGGUUUUGGGCAUGGUGCCGCAGAGCUGCCCCAAGAUCAAACAGGAGGGCAACGUCUCGUGCAUGCUGUCUUUUGAGCAGCCCCGACUGGCCAGUUCGCCGCAGGCAGCGGGCAGCAUGACACCGCCGCUGAGCCCCGAGGACCCCCUGAACUCCGACUGCCACUCUCAGAUGCGAAGCUCCGUGGCCUUCCAGCAAAGCUACCAGUCACCCCCGGGUUUCCCCCAUCCACACCCCCCUCCUCCAAUGCAGCUCCACUAUCAAACCGCGCGCCCGUUCGGCAUGUUCGAGGACGGACUCGGGAUGCAGCCUGCGGCGCAGAGAGUGCUGCUUACGCCGCCCUCGUCUCCGCUCGAGCUGAUGGAAUCCAAGCCCAAGAGAGGUCGCCGCUCCUGGCCGCGGAAGCGGACAGCAACACACACCUGCACUUUUGCUGGCUGCGGCAAGACCUACACCAAGAGCUCGCACUUAAAGGCGCACCUCCGAACGCAUACAGGCGAGAAGCCAUACCAUUGCAGCUGGGAGGGCUGUGGCUGGAAGUUCGCCCGCUCCGACGAGCUGACCCGCCAUUUCCGCAAGCACACCGGACACCGUCCCUUCCAGUGCCACCUGUGCGAGCGCGCCUUCUCCAGGUCCGACCACCUGGCUCUGCACAUGAAGCGACACAUGUGAAGGCGCGCGCGCGCGCGCACCAAGACUGUGGACUUCUGAGAAGCAAAACGAAAAACAUCGUGUGAGAUGUGGGAUAUCAUUAACCUUUGUCAUUGAUUUUUAUCUGUAAAAAGAAAUACUCGAACACGCUUUGACUAUACAAGUUUUAUAUAUAAAAUGUAUAAAUAAUAUUUUUGAUAAUGUAGCUGGUACUACUUUGGUAUAGACAAAGUUGUUUAAAAAAUGAGAAGCAUUAUACGGUGUUUGCUUUGGGGCAAAUACGCCAACCUGUCAGGCAGGUCCUAAAUACACCUCUGACGCAAAUGGAACUAGACAUUUACAUUUUAAUGCUGUAUUUAUUUAGCCACGAUAGUGCCUUUCAAUUCUAUGGCUGUAUAUACAUACACAACUGCCAGUUUGUCAACGAGGCAAAAUAGACAAGUUCACAUUUCAUAUGUGUGAACUGCGCAUGAAAUGAGCGUUAAAGACAACGUUUUGUUCUAAAACUGCCUUUCAGCCCCACGAGGCUAAACUUGAAUGUUCACUGUGCUCUCUGUCUUGAAUACCACAUGAAGUCAGGGUUUUUCAAUGUAAUUGAAAAAUAAGGGUUUAUAUAUAUAUAUACCUAUAUAUAUAUAUAUAUAUAUAUUCUAUCAUGUUGUGUCUGAAAGGUGCAAUAAUACCAGUCUGCUCCAGCCUCAAUAGACACUAUCAGGUCAGGGCUAGAAGCCUUGUGCAUUAAAGACUUAUUUUGUAUUCAGAUGGAAAUCUAUAGAAAAUGUGUACAUAGACGCUGCAAUGUAAAUAGUGUAUUUAAUGUAAAUAUUAAACUAAUUUGAAUGAUA